GCUUGAACGCGGGGCAGUUGAAGAACGAUAUAUGACGACAGAAAACGACACAUAGAGGUCACUGUGCAAGCAACCUUCCACAGAACAACAUAAACGCUACCAAAAACAAUACUGAAGUGACAGAAGGGCUCAAAGAGCGAAAAGAAAUACACAAUGGCUCUACCUCCCAAAUUCAGCGGCCACCGUCUUCCCCUUGGAGAUGUUGCUGCCAGCGGCGGCAACCAUGCGGUCCAUACCGUAGAGCUGUUCUUGGACUUUGUCUGUCCGUUUUCGGCAAAAAUGUUCAACACCGUCGCAAAGGACGUGGCCCCGUCGCUGCGCAAGGACCCCCAGCUGGCCUCCAGGGUCCAGAUCAUAUUCCGGCAGCAGGUCCAGCCGUGGCACCCGUCCAGCACGCUCGCGCACGAGGCGGCCGUGGCGGUGCUGCGGCUCGCGCCCGCGCGCUUCUGGGACUUUGCGCAGGCGCUGUUCGCGGCGCAGAAGGACUUCUUCGACGUGAGCGUCGUGAACGAGGCGCGGAACCAGACCUACCGCCGGCUCGCGCGCUUGGCGGCCGAGAGCGCGGGCGCGGCCGAGGACGACGUGUUUGCGCUCCUGGCCGUGCCGGACCGGCCGGGCCCGGACGGCGCGCUCAACAGCGGCAACGGCACCACCGACGACCUCAAGGUGCUGGUCAAGAUGGCGCGCCUGGUCGGCGUGCACGUCAGCCCCACCGUCAUACUCGACGGCGUGGUCGCGGCCGAGGUGAGCUCGGGGUGGCCCGCGGAGCAGUGGAUGGAGUGGCUCUCCAAGAAGACCUCGUAGGGGGUUGCAUACGGGACGGGAGGUCUUGGGUGGAUGCAUGUCUAGUCUAGUUCUUGUGGACGUGUGAACGGAGACGAUAUGAGCCAAAUCACCUACAUCAAGUUCCAGUUUAUGGUAUCCUUCCCUCGUUGUACGUGGAAGCACAAAGGACCGACGCCCACACGCCCACCACAAAAGGGGCGGUAGUCUUACUUACAAGAGGUCCCAAAUAUUCCUCGAAGGAAUAUGAACUGCCAUAUUUAUUGUGGUGGGCGUGGCUCACAACUAGAGUUUUGGCUCCACCCGCUGAAAAUCAACUUGGCCCAGUUCCAGCACACCCAUUGCG
Molecule: messenger RNA, 1129 nt
Organism: Gaeumannomyces tritici R3-111a-1
Lineage: Eukaryota; Fungi; Ascomycota; Sordariomycetes; Magnaporthales; Magnaporthaceae
Exons: 2
Coding region: 154-804 (216 amino acids)
Source: RefSeq, a predicted model, not a curated record